GGUGUUUCUGGUCCGUCAGUCAAAUUGCUCCGUAAGCAAACGUUGGAGAAGAAGACGUAGAAAUGGCAUCAAUGAUUGAGGAAAACGGUCCUUCUACUCAUGAGCAGUCUGGAGUGUCCUCGUCGUCCCAGGCUCGGCUGAAACUGGAUGGGCUCCUAAACAAGAACAUGAGGAUCCGCAUGACGGAUGGACGCACUCUGGUCGGGCUUUUCCUCUGCACAGACAGAGACUGCAACGUCAUCCUAGGAUCUGCACAGGAAUUUCUUAAAUCUACAGACACAUUCUCCCAGGGUGAACCGAGAGUCCUGGGACUGGCAAUGAUCCCCGGUCACCACGUAGUGUCCAUCGAGGUGGAAGCAGACAGUUUGGAGGACACGCAAGGCUUUUGAGCAGACUGUUGAUGAAACACCUGUACGUAACAGCGUGACUGUUUCCCGGCGACACAGCUGAGAGUGAGCGUAAAGGGAGUGGACUAUUGCACUGCAAGAU
Messenger RNA from Labrus bergylta (ballan wrasse), 489 nucleotides. RefSeq names its product N-alpha-acetyltransferase 38, NatC auxiliary subunit (gene naa38). Gene Ontology annotation, cellular component: NatC complex. The record is from RefSeq and is a predicted model, not a curated record. Gene Ontology annotation, molecular function: RNA binding. Lineage: Eukaryota; Metazoa; Chordata; Actinopteri; Labriformes; Labridae.